Messenger RNA from Physella acuta, 1346 nucleotides. RefSeq lists its product as uncharacterized. Gene Ontology annotation, cellular component: membrane. Lineage: Eukaryota; Metazoa; Mollusca; Gastropoda; Physidae. The record is from RefSeq and is a predicted model, not a curated record.
CUGUAAACGAGGUGGAUCGUUUAGAUAGCUAAACAUGGCUUGACUUGUCUGGAUUCUACUGACGAGGCUUAAAAAAAAAAGUAAAAUAGUCGAAAGAGAAUGAAACGAAUGGUGAAACUAAAUAAGGUCCUGCGGACCAAAAUUUGGUCUCAGUUGAUAGCUAGACCAAGAGUUUCUUCCGCUGAACCUUCAAGCUGCUCACAGAGAGAUUCCUCUACAUCAGAUCCUGAUCCUUCUACAGAAAGAAAUACUUCUGGAGAUUUGGGACAAGGAAACCCAUAUUCACCAGAUACAGGACCAGAUAAAACCUUAUCUGCACCAGAUAAAGAUGGUUGGAGUAACAAAAAAAUAGCCUGUGUUGCCGCUGGAGCUGUUGGUACUGUGGUGCUGGCGCCCGUAGCUGUGGCAGCAGCUGGGUUCGGAGCAGGCGGUAUCGCGGCCGGGAGUUUAGCUGCAAGUAUGAUGUCAACGGCGGCUACAUCCGGUGUCGGUAUGGGCGUCGUGUCAGUGUUGCAGUCGGUGGGAGCAGUAGGAUUUGGAGCCGCGGCUAAUGUAGUAUUGGCAGCUGGUGGCGCCGCAGCUGGAAGAGCUGUGGCUGGUGGCGUUGUGAAUGGUGGAGGUGUGGAUGGUGGAGUUGUGAAUGGUGGAGGUGUGGAUGGUGGAGUUGUGAAUGGUGGAGGUGUGGAUGGUGGAGUUGUGAAUGGUGGAGGUGUGGAUGGUGGAAAUGUGAAUGGUGGAGGUGUGGCAAGGGGAAGCGUUGCUGUUGGGGGUGUGGAUAGUGGAGUUAUAAAUGCCAUACGUGUGGAUGGUGGAAAUGUGAAUGGUGGAGUUGUGGAUGGUGGAAAUGUGAAUGCUGGAGUUGUGGAUGGUGGAAAUGUGACCGGUGGAGGUGUGGCAAGUAGAAGAGUUGCUGGUGGAGCUACCAGUGUUGGUUUUGUAACAGCCGACCACAACGACAAAGCCUCGAACAAAGCUGCCGAAGUUGGGAAAUGUCAAAGUCGUCUUGAUCAAAAAUUGUUUUAAAUAAAAUGUUUGAAAUAAAACGAAUGCAGGAUGCGGCAAUAGAGACGUAACUCUUCUAAAAAGAAAACUACGUAAAUAAAAACAACACUGAUGAUCGGUAUCAAUAAGGAACAUUAAACGCUAAUUUGAGUUGUAGAACGAAUAAUAAACCGUCGAUUUUUAUGUUUAUAAAACUAAACCAUCACUAUUUUUGUAAAAUAAACUCUUGCUAUUUUUAUUUUUACAUGUGUUUUAGUUUGAGAAUGAUUGUCGGAAUGUUGUCUGUAUGCAUUUAACUAGAAUAAAUUUUUACGUUUUUAAAGAGUUAUAUUAUGUUGUUAUGU